This is a messenger RNA of Pieris macdunnoughi, 798 nucleotides long. NCBI's taxonomy places the organism in Eukaryota, Metazoa, Arthropoda, Insecta, Lepidoptera, Pieridae. The record is from the annotation of a GenBank genome assembly.
AUGCAUCCGCUUUAUGUUGUUGGCGUCAGCGGGUGGGCGCGCGCGCGUUGGCAUCGCUGGCGGGUGAGGUGCGCGCGCGACUGCAAGCGAUCGCCGCCGCCGGAGGAUGCGCAGGCCCGCAGUGCCAUCACGCCGCGCGGUUCGAACGCGCGCACAAUGCUCAACAUGAAGCUGAAGGAACGCCUUGCGCUGGCUCUUAGCGCAUUCCUGAUACUCUUCACCCUAAUGCUAAUAGUUGACCUGCAAAUGGACUAUGGUAUUUCGGGCCACCGGGUGCCGCUGCAUGGAAGAGUCAAGAUUGGUGAUGAUAGUGAUAAAGGACAUUCGGCAUAUAUUGAGUUUCGGAAGCGGUUCCUUCAUAGAAGUAAUGGCAGCAACAGCUCUAGGGAAUUUGAGCAGUCAGCGCCUAGUGAAACAAGUGGUUUGGAUGCGGAACCCAAGACGCCGACACCACCGGCAGACCGCUUCGAAGAUCUUCAGAGGAUACUCAUACAGCAGCUUAAGGGGAAAGCUGAUGACAACAUGGUUGUGAUCCCGCCCCAUAAGGACCUGAAUGUCCUUAGGCCAGAAAAUCCUACGAUUGGGGAAAUGGAGGACUUGGAACCUAGAUAUUGUAGAAUAGCUCAAAUUAGUGCAAUUGUUUUACUUGUGGAGUUUAAACAAUUCUUGCGAUAUACAAUCGUUCAGUGGUUUACUUCUGGUUCUAAAGUUCGGAACCCAGAGACUACUAAGCUGUUCAGUACGAACAUGAUUGCGUUGGCCGCUGUAGAAAUCACAAUCGCGGACACGGAAUUCUAA